CCAUAAGAACGUCACUGAUUUAACGGACAAAAAGGCGGAAAACAGAACGGUAUGGACUCUCCAGGCAGAAGUCAAAGUCCCAGUCCUGUGCAGAAAGAGCCGAGUGGGCCGCCGGAAGACGAGUCCGGUCCCGCCGCCGCGGCGGAGGAGGAGGAGCCUCGACGGGCCGGCUCGGUCGAAGGAAGCCCCAAAGAGAAGUCGUCCCCUCGAGCGAGUCCGGGGAGCCCCGCCUCCGGCAGCUCGGACGACAGCACCAGCAGCGACGAUGAGGAUGAACAUCGCGGUGCAUUGAGGAAGCUAAGGAGCAGUGUGGCUCAGAUCAAAAGGUCAAGCUCCAAGUCCGUGUCCAGAGAAAGAGACGGAUCCUGGGGACGGGACCGGUCCAGAUCCAGAGAGAGAGACGGAUCGAGAUCCAGAUCCAGAGGACGAGACGGGUCCAGGUCAAGAGGUCAAGACCGGUCCAGGUCCAGAGAGAGAGACCGGGACCGGGGCCGCUACGACCGAGGACGCUACACACGGGAUCGCUAUGACGAUCGGCGCGACGAUCGGGACGGGCGUGACCGGUGGACCAAUCGGGGCGGAGAGUCGGACAACAGGCGGCGAGGACGCUCCGGCUCCCCGCCGACGGACUGGGAGCCGGCGGAGGCGCCGCCGGUGAAGAAGAAGAAGGAGGAGAUUGACCCGAUCCUGACCCGGACGGGCGGAGCUUACAUCCCCCCCGCCAAGCUGCGCAUGAUGCAGCAGCAAAUCACGGACAAGACCAGCCUGGCCUAUCAGAGGAUGAGCUGGGAGGCCCUGAAGAAGUCCAUCAACGGCCUGAUCAACAAAGUCAACGUGUCCAACAUCGUCCACAUCAUCCAGGAGCUGCUGCAGGAGAACAUCGUCAGGGGGAGGGGUCUGCUGUCCCGCUCGGUGCUGCAGGCUCAGGCGGCGUCGCCCACCUUCACCCACGUCUACUCGGCCGUUGUCGCCAUCAUCAACUCCAAGUUCCCUCAGCUCGGAGAGCUGAUCCUCAAACGCCUCAUCCUGACCUUCAGGAGGAGCUACCGCCGCAACCUCAAGCAACAAUGCUUGACGGCCUCAAAGUUUGUGGCGCAUUUUAUCAACCAGAACGUGGCCCACGAGGUCCUCUGUCUGGAGAUGCUCACGCUGCUGCUGGAGCGUCCGACCGACGACAGCGUGGAGGUCGCCAUCGCCUUCCUGAAGGAGUGCGGACUCAAACUGACCGAGGUGUCCCCGCGAGGAAUCAACGCCAUCUUCGAGCGCCUCAGGAACAUCCUCCACGAGUCGGCCAUCGACAAGAGGGUCCAGUACAUGAUCGAGGUGAUGUUCGCCAUCAGGAAGGACGGCUUCAAAGACCACCCGGUGAUCCUGGAGGGUCUGGACCUGGUGGACGAGGGAGACCAGUUCACCCACAUGCUGCCGCUGGACGACGAGUACGACACCGAGGAGCUGCUCAAUGUGUUUAAGAUGGACCCGGACUUCCUGGAGAGCGAGGAGAAAUACAAAACCAUUAAAAGAGACAUCCUGGACGAGGGCAGCAGCGACUCGGGGGAGGACGGCGACGGCAGCGACGAAGAGGGGGACGAAGAAGAGGAGAACGCGGAGGAGGGAGCAGAUGAGAAGAUCACCAUCUAUGAUAUGACUGAAGUCAACCUGGUUGCUUUUAGAAGAACCAUCUACCUCGCUAUCCAGUCCAGUUUGGACUUUGAGGAGUGCGCUCACAAGCUCAUCAAGAUGGACUUUCCUGACAGCCAGACGAAGGAGCUGUGCAACAUGAUCCUGGACUGCUGCGCCCAGCAGAGGACCUACGAGAAGUUCUUCGGCCUGCUGGCCGGGAGGUUCUGUCUGCUGAGGAAGGAGUACAUGGAGAGCUUUGAGGGGAUCUUCGCGGAGCAGUACGAAACCAUCCACCGGCUGGAGACCAACAAGCUGAGGAACGUGGCCCGGCUGUUCGCCCACCUGCUCUACACCGACUCUGUGCCCUGGAGUGUGCUGGAGUCGGUCCAGAUGAGCGAGGACACCACGACGUCGUCCAGCAGGAUCUUUGUGAAGAUCCUUUUCCAGGAGCUCUGUGCCUACAUGGGCCUCCCCAGACUCAACCAGAGGCUUAAAGACCCGACUCUGCAGCUGUACUUUGAAGGUCUCUUCCCUCGGGACAAUCCCAGAAACACUCGCUUCGCCAUCAACUUCUUCACCUCUAUCGGACUGGGAGGCCUGACGGACGAGUUGAGGGAACAUCUGAAGAACGCUCCCAAGAUAAUCAUGACUCAGAACCAGGAAGUGGAAUCCUCUGACUCCUCCUCCUCUUCAUCCUCCUCGUCCUCAUCUGACUCCUCCUCCUCGAGCGACUCGGAUUCCUCCGACUCCAGCAGCAGCUCGGACUCGGACGGCAAACAGAAGAAGAAGAAGAGAAAAGAACAAAGCAUUGAGAAGAAGAAGAAGAAAGGGGAGGACAAGAAGAAGAAAAACAAGAAGAUGAAGAACAAGAAAGACAAACAGUCGGACAAGAAGAGAGUCGAGCGCAAGAACGAAGACGAGGGCGACGAGGACAGCGGCGACGAGAAGCAGGCGAGGAAGGACAGGAAAGGCCUCGCGGAGGGGCGUGAGCGUGCACGUGAGAUGGAAGGGCGUGAGCGUCCACGUGAGAUCGAGGGGCGUCCACGUGAGAUAGAGGGGCGUGCACGUGAGAUGGAGGGGCGUGAGCGUCCACGUGAGCCGGAGGGGCGUGCACGUGAGAUGGAAGGGCGUGAGCGUCCACGUGAGCCGGAGGGGCGUGCACGUGAGAUGGAAGGGCGUGAGCGUCCACGUGAGCCGGAGGGGCGGCACGUG
Molecule: messenger RNA, 2832 nt
Organism: Pseudoliparis swirei
Lineage: Eukaryota; Metazoa; Chordata; Actinopteri; Perciformes; Liparidae
Gene: cwc22
Product: CWC22 spliceosome associated protein homolog
Exons: 20
Biological process (GO): mRNA splicing, via spliceosome
Cellular component (GO): catalytic step 2 spliceosome
Molecular function (GO): RNA binding; protein binding
Source: RefSeq, a predicted model, not a curated record